Molecule: messenger RNA, 1141 nt
Organism: Orussus abietinus
Lineage: Eukaryota; Metazoa; Arthropoda; Insecta; Hymenoptera; Orussidae
Gene: baf
Product: barrier-to-autointegration factor B
Exons: 3
Coding region: 210-482 (90 amino acids)
Molecular function (GO): DNA binding
Source: RefSeq, a predicted model, not a curated record
GAUGUAAUCAAUGGAGACUUUGUAACUGACGGUGAUGGACGGUGAUGACUUAGUAAAUAAUUGUUGUGAUACACACGGAAUGUGUUAAUCUAUCGGUGUUUAUUUUUGUUGACGGCGGGCACAAAUUUUCAUUAAUUUUUAUUGUUUGGAGUGCCUGGGAACGUCAUUUUCACGUUUAACUUGGAUGCGGCGAAAUAUAUCGUAUCAUUAUGUCGAGCACAUCACAAAAGCAUAAGAACUUCGUGGCUGAGCCAAUGGGAGAUAAACCAGUGACUGAUCUAGCCGGCGUAGGUGAAGUAUUAGGAAGACGGUUAGAAGCAGCAGGUUUUGAUAAGGCGUACGUCGUGCUUGGGCAGUAUCUUGUGCUGAAAAAAAAUAGGGAGUUAUUUCAAGAAUGGAUGAAAGAUGCAUGUUCAGCCAAUGCUAAACAAUCCAAUGAUUGUUAUCAAUGCCUUACCGAUUGGUGCGAAGAAUUUUUGUAAAGUAGGCUUCUUCUUAAACAUAAAUUCAGUACAGCACAAAUCACCUUAAUUCGUAUGUAAUAGUUACAAGAACUUGAUGAAUCAAACACUUCCUACUGCCAAUUAUAUCUAAUUAGUAUUCUACUUUCUACAUUUUUAUGGGAGGUCAAGAAUGAAUGUAUAAGUUUUAAUUGCCUAUUGACAUUGUUACUUAGUAGCAUUAACUUUUAUUAUCUAAACGUAGAAUUACCAUAUGAACAAUAAUUAUGAUUUUGAAUCCUGUUUCUUUUAUUUUAUUCGAGAUAUCACCAAGCAAUGCAUUUUACCGCUGCAUUUAAAUAUACCCUUAAGUUCUCUGUUUUAAUAUUAAUUUAAAUUCAUAGUAACCUAAAUUGGCCGUGGAGAAACAUAUUUUUGCACUACUUUAAUAGUCUGAUAUACUAACGCAUGACAAAGGCAAAAGAAAAUAUUGUACUAUAUGUAAUAUACUUGAACAUUUUUCGUUACAAACAAUAAAAAGUAAAUAAGUCAAUGUUGCUUAGAGUAUUACAAUUCUAAACAAAUUAACAAUAUACAAUUAUAAAGAAAUCCGACCUUUACUUGAAAUAGUUUGCGACUUUUAAGUUCAAAGAUGUCAUCACUGACUAUUAUGUACUGUGAAUAAACUGCUUAUCAAAUGA